AUGACCAUGAUCUUCUGCUUUGUUUUCAUUGUGCCUAUCAUCUAUCUAUAUCUGGAGUCUCGAAAGAAUCAUGCUCCAGAAUUUCCCUCUCCCCCAGGUCUCCCCCUGAUCGGGAAUUCCUUUCAGAUCUCACCACGGCCUCAUAUCCAGUUUAUUCAAUGGGCGCGGCAGCUUGGUGAGAUAUAUCGUGUUCGUCUUGGCUUGGCAGACUGGUACAUACUCAACUCCCCCGAAGCCGUCAAAGAAAUCCUCGACAAGCAAUCUGCUGUGACUUCCUCGCGGCCACCAUGGCCAGUUCUUUCUGAUGCUUUGUCCGGUGGCUUGCGAUUUCUCUUCAUGCCAUACGGCUUGAAAUGGAGGCGCCUACGAUCUGUGGCACACGGUCUGUUGUCUCCUCGGGCGUCAGCAACAUUUCAGCCUUCGCAAGACUUUGAAGCCAAACAAUUAAUCUAUGAUCUGUUAACGAGCAAUGAAAACAAUAUGGACUUUUAUAUGCAUAUUCGUCGGUAUACUGUUUCAGUACUCAUGACUUCGACGUAUGGGAAAAGGAUACCAACUUGGGAAUGCGAUGACGUCCGCGAUAUAUAUCAGGUUGUGAAGGACUUCUCCGACGUGUCUUCUCCGGGACUAACGAAUGUUGCGGAUGGAAUCCCUCAUCUAGCUGAGAUUCUUCCUGUUCAGCUGCAAUGGUGGAGAAAGUCCCUGGAUCCAUUAUUCAAGCGGCAAGAGACCCUCUGGAUGAGAUUCUGGUCAGAGCUGAAAACACAGAUGGAGGCGGGAGAAGCUCCCGAUUGUUUUGUUAAGCAGUUCAUCGAGACGGGCUAUCCGAAAAUGGAAAUUACCGAGCUUCAAGCUGCGUUCCUGGCGGGGUCAUUGAUAGAAGCCGGAGCAGAGUCGACUUCAUCGGCAAUCAAUAGCUGUAUGCUAUACCUCUCUGCUUAUCCAGAUAUCCAACAGGCGGCGCAUGACGAAAUCGAUCAAGUGGUUGGAUAUUCACGUUCACCUGUUUUCGCCGACGCCAAUGACCUUCCAUAUAUCCGAGCUAUCUGCAAAGAAAUUCUUCGCAUUCGCCCACUCGCCAGCCUAAGCAUACCACACUACACAACGGCUGACAUCUGCUACAAAGGGCGCACGAUACCCAAAAACAGCACUAUAGCCAUGAACCAAUACGCAUUACACUACGAUCCAUCCUUAUUUCCCGAGCCGGAAUCCUUCAGACCAGAAAGAUAUCUCAGACAUCCAAAGGGAGCAGCUUUGUAUGCUGCCUCAUCAGAUUCAUAUGGUCGUGAUCAUUGGGACUUUGGAGCAGGACGACGCAUUUGCCCUGGGAUGCACCUGGCAGAGAAUAGCAUGUUUAUAACAAUUGCUAAGAUACUGUGGGCCUUCGAGCUAGUUGCCCCCGGGGAAGUGGAUCUGUCACAUGAUGCUUACGAGACUGGCACUAUGACGAUUCCCAAGCCUUUCGCUGUUGAAUUUCUAUGUCGAAAUCAGAGGAUUGAGCAGGUUUUGAAAGCAGAAUGGGAGACAGCGGAGAGGUGA
Messenger RNA from Penicillium arizonense, 1539 nucleotides. Its product is annotated as cytochrome P450. The transcript is spliced from 3 exons. Lineage: Eukaryota; Fungi; Ascomycota; Eurotiomycetes; Eurotiales; Aspergillaceae. The coding region runs from base 1 to 1539 and encodes 512 amino acids. The record is from RefSeq and is a predicted model, not a curated record. Gene Ontology annotation, molecular function: heme binding; monooxygenase activity; oxidoreductase activity, acting on paired donors, with incorporation or reduction of molecular oxygen.